AUGGCCAACACUCGCCUAAGUCAGAUACAGACUCACCUCGAACCUAGUGGUUUGGAGAUGGAUCCUACCCGUGUUGACGGCCAUGUUAUUAUCAUAACCGGUGCAGCGCAAGGCAUUGGUAGAUCCGCGGCCAUUCUCCUAGCUCAGAAGGGAGCAAAGGUCGCGAUCAACGAUCUCGAUGGUGGAAAAGCAGCGGAUGUUGUCCGUGAGAUUCGAAGCCUGGGACACACUGCCGAGGCCUUCCCUGGAGAUGCCUUGGAUGAGAAAUUCCCUGAACGGCUGGUGACUGGAGUUCUGGAGAAAUGGGGGAAGAUCAAUUGUCUUAUCAACAACGCCGGGUUCUGCCAUGACAGCGCUAUUCACAAGAUGCCAGAUGCCAAAUUUGACAUUGUGAUGAAAAUACAUAACUACACGCCAUUCCGUCUCUUGCGGGCUCUUUCCUCGCAUUGGAUGAAUCCAGCAUUCCGCGAUAUGCCUAAGAGCAUCGUAAAUGUUUCCUCGACAUCUGGGCUGCAUGGCGCCAUGGGUCAGAUCAACUAUGCAACAGCAAAGGCAGGUAUUGUUGGACUUACCAAGACUGUGGCAGCAGAAUGGGGCCGGUACAAUGUGCGAGCAAAUGCUGUAGCAUACGGAUGGAUUGACACUCGCAUCACACGACCUCCGACUGAGUCGGAGAUACUGAACAUUGGAGGUCAGGAAAUUAAGCCUGGCAUUCCUAUGAAUGCUAAAAAAUGGCGAGACGUCUCUGACAUACCUUUGGCUAGACCAGGCACAACGGAGGAAGCCGCCAGAAUUAUGUUGUUCUUAGCUAGCCCACUUGCUGCAUAUGUAACUGGAACCUGUAUUGAGUGUACUGGGGGUCGAUUUAUGUGA
Molecule: messenger RNA, 873 nt
Organism: Penicillium daleae
Lineage: Eukaryota; Fungi; Ascomycota; Eurotiomycetes; Eurotiales; Aspergillaceae
Product: SDR family NAD(P)-dependent oxidoreductase
Exons: 4
Coding region: 1-873 (290 amino acids)
Molecular function (GO): oxidoreductase activity, acting on the CH-OH group of donors, NAD or NADP as acceptor
Source: RefSeq, a predicted model, not a curated record